Molecule: messenger RNA, 6221 nt
Organism: Drosophila elegans
Lineage: Eukaryota; Metazoa; Arthropoda; Insecta; Diptera; Drosophilidae
Gene: IntS6
Product: integrator complex subunit 6
Exons: 3
Coding region: 790-4818 (1342 amino acids)
Biological process (GO): snRNA 3'-end processing
Cellular component (GO): integrator complex
Source: RefSeq, a predicted model, not a curated record
UGCGCCCCCUUUCGCCAAACAUAGAAAAGCUGUGUGUUUUUAUCGCCCCCUUUUUUGUGUGCAUGUUGCUUCGGCAACCCUGGCGCUGCGGCUGCAUAAGUGAAUUCCGACGAAGAGCCGUGUCAUUAUAUUGUUGGCCAAAAUAUCUUUUCGUCAAGAUUAAUUGGCCGCAAAAACUCGAUUACUUCAAGUGCUCGUCGGCCUCAUAUCAUUAUUUUUUAAGACGUGUGUGUGAUUUGGAUUGCCGUCAAACACAAUAGGCCGACUUGCUCCCCCGCAGUCACCCCUCUCCACCCACACGGGUGAUAGGGUUGCCAGAUCAACGAUAAAUCACGCACUAUUUAGUUUAAUCCGGAAUUUGUGAUUUUUGCUUGAGAAAUUUCGUUGUUGUUUUUUAUCCAGUCCAAAUGUCAGCUGUUUCACGCAACAUGAACCAUAAAAAAAGCGGAACAGCGAAACGCAGAAAAAGAGCAAAUCGAUCAAGCCCAGGACAACAACAACAAAAGCAAGAGCAAGAGAAUCAGCAACAACAAGCUGAGAAAAAGAGCUGCUAACAACGUAAACAAAAACUAAACACACAUAUAAACACACAAAAAGAGAUAGCAACAACAACAAUAAUAAGAAGGCAGCGAGAAUAAAGAGAGUGAAAAUAGAGAAGGAGAAAGAGAUACAGAGAAAAGAGAUAGAAAGAUUAACGAUAACAGAUAAAAUUACCACAGACUACAAGGAGCAGUUCGGCAAAGGGGAGUUCGGUGAGGUGGUCAUCGGAACGCAGGAUCAAUCUCCGCCAUGACAAUCAUACUCUUCCUGGUGGACACCUCGUCGUCCAUGUGCCAGAAGGCGUAUGUGAAUGGGGUGCAGAAGACGUAUCUGGACAUUGCCAAGGGCGCCGUGGAGACGUUCCUCAAGUAUCGCCAGCGGACGCAGGACUGCCUGGGUGAUCGCUACAUGCUGCUGACGUUCGAGGAGCCGCCGGCGAACGUGAAGGCCGGAUGGAAGGAGAACCAUGCCACCUUCAUGAACGAACUGAAGAACCUGCAGAGCCACGGCCUCACCUCCAUGGGUGAAUCGCUGCGGAAUGCCUUCGAUCUGCUCAACCUGAACCGCAUGCAGUCGGGCAUCGAUACGUACGGGCAGGGCAGGUGUCCCUUCUACCUGGAGCCAUCGGUCAUCAUUGUGAUUACGGACGGCGGGCGGUAUUCCUACCGCAACGGUGUCCACCAGGAGAUCAUACUGCCGCUCAGCAACCAAAUACCGGGCACCAAAUUCACCAAGGAGCCCUUCCGCUGGGACCAGCGUCUGUUCUCGCUGGUCCUCCGAAUGCCGGGCAACAAGAUUGACGAGCGCGUGGACGGCAAGGUGCCGCACGACGAUUCGCCCAUCGAGCGGAUGUGCGAGGUGACGGGCGGACGGUCGUAUCGCGUGCGAAGCCACUAUGUACUCAACCAGUGCAUCGAGAGUCUGGUGCAGAAGGUGCAACCGGGUGUGGUGCUGCAGUUCGAGCCAUUGCUGCCGAAGGAGGCUGGUGCCGGUGCCGGUGCCAGUACUGGGGCUGCCGGCGGCAGUGUGACGGCGGAGAGGACCCUGCUGAACAGUUUGGUUUCCAAUUUGGUAUCCUCGUUGACGACCGCGGUGGAGCCACCGCCGCCCGACAUCGUCUUCCAGCCGGUGAAGAAGAUGAUCUACGUGCAGAAGCACAUCACGCAGAAGACCUUCCCCAUCGGCUACUGGCCACUGCCGGAGCCCUAUUGGCCGGACUCGAAGGCCAUCACGCUGCCGCCGCGCGACGCCCAUCCCAAGCUGAAGAUCCUCACGCCGGCGGUGGAUGAGCCGCAGCUGGUGCGCAGCUUUCCCGUCGAUAAGUACGAGAUCGAGGGCUGUCCGCUGACGCUGCAGAUCCUCAAUAAGCGCGAGAUGAACAAGUGCUGGCAGGUGAUCGUGACCAAUGGCAUGCACGGGUUCGAGCUGCCCUUUGGCUACCUGAAGGCGGCGCCGAACUUCUCGCAGGUCCACCUCUAUGUGCUGGCCUACAACUAUCCGGCGCUGCUGCCCAUCCUGCACGACCUCAUCCACAAGUACAACAUGAGUCCGCCGAACGAUCUGAUGUACAAGUUCAACGCCUAUGUGCGCUCCAUACCGCCGUACUACUGCCCGUUCCUGCGCAAGGCGCUGGUCAACAUCAAUGUGCCGUACCAGCUGCUGCAGUUCCUGCUGCCGGAGAACGUGGACAACUAUCUGUCGCCGACCAUUGCCAAUCAGCUGAAGCACAUCAAGAACACCGCCAAGCAGGACCAGGAGAAUCUCUGCCUGAAGGUCUACAAGCAGCUGAAGCAGCCGAAGCCCCCCUAUCGCCAGGUGGAGACGGCCAAACUGUGCACGGGUGCGGCCCUGCGCAGGGAUCUGGUGCGGCAUCCACUGCUGCGGGAAACGUUUGCCAAGCUGCAUGCGGAAAUAGAGCCGGUGGAGAACUAUACGAUUGUGGUGCCGCAGCUGACGCAUCAGUCGUCUGCGAAGACGUAUCGCAAUCCCUUCGACAUACCGCGUCGCGAUCUGGUGGAGGAGAUAGCCCGGAUGCGGGAGACGUUCGUGCGACCCGCCUCGGUGGUGGCCAAGGAUUCGGGCCACUGCCUGCCCAUCGCCGAGAUGGGCAACUACCAGGAGUACCUCAAGAACAAGGACAAUCCGCUGCGCGAGAUCGAGCCGACGAAUGUGCGCCAGCACAUGUUCGGCAAUCCCUACAAGAAGGACAAGCACAUGGUGAUGGUGGACGAGGCCGAUCUGAGUGAUGUGGCGCCGAUGAAAUCGCCCAAUGGCAACGGCCCGGGCGGUGCGCCGCCUGGUUCGCCAUCCGGUUCGGGUUCGCCCACGGGAGCGGGUCCGUCGGGUGCGCCGGGUUCGGGGCCGGGCGGCGGUCCCGGUCCCGGUAUGUCCGGCAUGGGCGGCGGCAUGUCCGGACUGAUGCUGGGAGCCGGUGGCAGUGGCGGCUCCUCCAAGAAACUCGAUGGCACGUCCAGGGGGCGCAAGAGAAAAGCCGGUCCGUUGCCACGUGGCUUUGAAUUCCGCCGCAUGUCCACGGACUCGCGAUCCUCCUGCUCCAGUUCGGUCUCCUCCUCGUCGACGGGCAGUGCGCCGGGCUCCCCGCUACCGGGGGCCACCUCCACAUCCCUGGCUGGCUGCGAUUCCGUCCAGGGAGGCGGCGUCGGCGGCAUCGGCGGCAUCGAUGGCAGUCCCAGUGCCAGCUGCUUUGACGAGGACAGCAACAGCAACAGCAGCUUUGUGAGCUCCACAUCGGAGGCAUCGUCGAUUGACUCUGGCAUGUCCUCCAUCUCGCACACGGAUCGCCUGGGCAUCGGUUUCGACUUCAACGAGGAGGAGACCAGCGAUCAGGACACGCCGCUCAAUGGCUAUGUGCACAACUUUAUCAACGGCAUCAGCGAUGAUGCGCUGGCAUCGGGCGAAACGGAAUCUUUGCCAGGUGCUGGCGUUUCCCCGCCAGCCAGCGAAACACCAACUGGAGGCGGAGCUGGAGCAACAGGAGCAGCGGGAGCAGGAGGAGCAGUGAUAGCAGCAGCAACGCCAGCAGCGGCAUCUGUGAUCCAGGCCAGCAAUGGCAGCGAUGUGUGCUCCUCCAGUUCCAUUCACAGUUCCAGCGCCAGUUCCUCGGGCGUGCUCUAUGUGCCGCUCAAUGGCCUGACCACCCAUGCGGCCUACAGCAGCAAUCUGGGCGGACUCAGUUCUCCGCUGGACAACCUGAGCUCUCUGGGCGGAGCGGGCGUCGGAGCAGGAGGAGGAGGAGCAAGUGGAUUGCUGAGUGGCGGCAAGCCGGGAUCACUGCCCCUGGCCAAUGGCUAUGGACAUCCGCACAGUUCGGUCAUCUCGCCGCCGUCGCCGCUCUCCCUGGUGCCUCCGUCGUCGCUGGGAACGGGUGCGUCCACCUCCAGCUCGGCCUACUUCAGCCACAACGACAUCAACGAUGCCUCGGAGAUCUCGCGCAUCCUGCAGACCUGCCACAAUGGCACCAGCGGCGGCACCGGAGCGGGGGCAACCAAUGGGAAUGGCAGCACGGAGAUGGGGGCUGCUGGGGGAUCAUCCACGUCAUCCGCAUCCGAUGACCAUGCCACGCUGGGUGGUGGCGGCGGCAACAGUUUUGAUGCCCUGAAGCGAGCCGCUGGACUGGCGGGCGCCAGCACUGGCACUGGAGCGGGGAAUCCGCAUUACUAUUGGGCCAGUGGUCUCAAUCAUCACAACAUCAAUAACAACAAUAGUGGUGGUGUUGGUGGUGUUGGAGGAGCAGGACCAGGACCAGGACCAGCGGGCAGCAAUCACCAACGCGGCCACAACAACAGUAGCCCCUGCAAGCUGGAGCUCAAGAGCAGCUCCUCCAGCUGCGGCUCCUCGCCGACGCACAACAACAACGGGGAGAUGACGACCAGUCCACGGGGACAAUCGCCGAUGCCCCUGAUCUUCAGCGAGGAGCAGCGUGAGGCGGCCCGGUUGCACAACAUUGAGCUGCGAAUGCAGAUCUAUCGGGACAUCCGGCGACCAGGACGCGACUACAGCCUGCUGCUGGAGCACAUGAACCUGGUCAAGGGCGACCACGAGAUGCAGCAGGACUUCGUGGAGAUGUGCAUCGGGGAGACGUUGCGCUUCCGCCGUCAUCGCAUGGUGUCCAGCAUCCAGGAGUGGUGGGAUCGCAAGCAGCAGUUAGCCGGAUCCGGAUUGGGAUUGGGAUCACCUCAUGGAGCAACGACAACAGCAGCAGCAGCAGCAGCGGCAGCAGCAGCUACCAUUACGGAGCAGGCCGUCGCCAAGAGUUAACGAUGGCUCAUGUGGCACCACUGAGCCCGCGGGGUCAUCCAAUCCAUCUGUCUGUGAUGUCAACAAAUUUGAAAUCGAAAUCGAAAUCCAAGUCGAUGUCGAAAUCGAAAUCAAAAAAAAAACAAAGGGAAAAGCAGCCCAACGGCAGCCAAGAAUUCUCGUCAAUUUCCAAUAUACUGUAUAUAAAUGCCAGGACAGGAUCUGGAUCGGGAUCUGGAUCGGGAUCAAUGCCGGGGGAUAUAGCCACUAUAUCGCAUACCAAACAACAUCAGCAACAACAAAACCAACAACAACAAAAACGACAAGGAGAAGCAGCAACAAUUCUAAAGCAGAAAGAAAACACCACAUUUUUGGGGGCGAUUUCUUAGUUAGUUAAGAAGUUUAGUAGGAGUUUUUUGUAGGGCGUGCGUUUGGAUGCGGAUACAAAUCCACUCGCCAGCAUGCAAGAUACAUGUAAUUAAACUAAAUAUAAAUACUUAAGUAUAGGCAUUAGUUAACGAUAAAACUUAAAACAAAACAAAAACAGAAAAAACCAGAAAAAACUAAAAGAUUUUGUAGCAGCCGUUUCAGUUGUAAUAUUUUUUUUUUUUUUUUUUACCUAGUAAUAUACAAUAUAUUUUUCUCUUCUACGCCUAAGAACUUAGGAAUUAUUUAAAUUAGACAUAUAUCAAUUUAAGUGUAUAUUGUAUGUGUAUAAAAAAAUGGGAAAGUUUAGGAAAAGCUUGAGCUUAUUUGAGCCUCACACAUUUUAGCCAAUUUUUGUUGGACCUGUUUCAAGAAAACUUCGCUUUGAUUUUAGCCAAAACGAAUAGGGAACGUAAAAAAAAUGCAAAAAAAUUACACAACACAACACACACACACACAUUAUAUAGUAUAUACAUAUAUUUAUUGCCUAAAUCGGGUCAGCGUUUCAUUAUCUAAAAUAAUCGUAUUAACAUGUAUUUUCGGUUUCCACCAAUCCUCUAUUUUUUUCUUUUUUGCUCUUAUGUUGUAUAUUUUCUUAAAUAAUUAUGCAAAUUGUAAUGUGAGCGCAUAGCCUUUAAGCACACACAGAAAAUAAUAUUUUGAAAGGCAGGCAAAAGGAUAAGCAAAAAAAAAACGUACCGUUUGUUAUAUAUAUAUAUAAAAACAACAAAAAAGUAAUACAUUUUUGCACUAUUUUUUUACGUGUAUGUUUGUAUGCAUUGCCUGUGAGUAAUUGAUUAAUAACAAAAAAAGGAAACCUUUACUAGUAGUUAGGCGGAGGGCAGUGAUUUUAGGACUGCUUCAGGAUUAAAUAAAUAUGUACAAUUUAGAGUGUGCGUAUCAAACAAAUUUCAUAAGACAUCUAAAACAACAGAAACAACAGAGCAGCAGUAAAACAAUACGAAAUCAAAACGAAAAUAAAAAGAGGAAGCAUUGCA